Messenger RNA from Saprolegnia diclina VS20, 1586 nucleotides. RefSeq lists its product as hypothetical. The record is from RefSeq and is a predicted model, not a curated record. Lineage: Eukaryota; Oomycota; Saprolegniomycetes; Saprolegniales; Saprolegniaceae. The transcript has a single exon. Bases 7 to 1506 code for a protein of 499 amino acids.
GUGAACAUGACAACGUCCGAGAGCAAGGCCAAGGCCCAGACGCACCUUCUCUACGACACGAUUUGGCGCGUCGACAAGGCCAACGAGCGCUUUGGCUCGUGCAAGGACGGCAAGACGAUUUUGAUUCUGCAGCCCGGCCGGAGCCCGAUCAAGCCCUACAUUCGCAUCCCCGAAGGCAUGUACGCGAUCGUCCAGCGCUACGGCAAGGACCUCGACUACGAGCACCCAGACGGGCGUCACAGCCCGCUGUGGCCAGCGGGGUUUCACAUGGCGUCCAUCUUUACCAAGGUCGCGUACCUCGUCACCAAGCAAAACGUAGUCUUCAACACGCCCGUCAAAGGCUGCAAGACCGCCGAUAACGUCACCGUCCACAUCGACAUGUGUCUCGUGUUUCGCAUCAUGGGCGACGAAGCCAAGGGCGAAGACCCAGCGCUCGUCAAGCGGUUCGUGUACGAGCUGGGGCCGCAGGGACUCGAAACGCAGCUGCGCAACGCCCAAGAGGAAGCCGUGCGCGCGCUUGCGCGAAGCGUCGAGCACACCGAGGUCUACUCGCUCCGCGACGGCACGGUCAAGGAACGUAUGGAGAACUCGCUUCAGACGCAGCCAUCGGCGCCCAUUGACGACUUGCUGUUUGAUGAGGAAGAGACCAAGACGACGGACGAGACUCCCGUGCUCGCAAUGCCCGUCAAGUACCUCCAAGUCGAAGGCGCGUCCGACGUGCCGGCAGCCAAGGUGCUCUACAGCGUCACGGAGGACAUCAAGCACAACCUCAACACGCAGUUCAACCCGUAUGGCGUCGAGAUCUCGUCGGUUGCGAUCACCAACGUCUUUUUGCCGCCGAAUUUCGAGACGCAAAUGGAGGAGAAGACGACGUACCAGAGCGCGAUCAAGGAGCAAACGAUGAAGCAGAUGAGCGACAUGCAGCUGCUCCAGUACAAGGAAGAGAUCGACACGACCAAGCUCUCCAAGCGCAUGCGCCGCAUGGAGGAGACCGAGGCGGGCAGUCGCCAGUGCGCCGAGAUCCAAAAAACCAUCGACGUCAUUAAGGCCGACACGAAGCUUCUCGAGGCGCAGAUCAAGCAGGAGCAGAGCGUCCGCUGCGCCAAGAUCGUCGCCGACGCCGACCUCGCGAUCGCCAAGAUUGCCGCCACGACUGAGAUGAUCCAGACCGAGAUCCAGGCUGCGUGCGAUGCCGACGUGAUGCAGAUAUACGCUGAGCGUGACGCGCUCCAGCUCAAGAUGAAGGCUGACGUCGACCGACUUCGCGCACUGGGCGAGGCCCGCGUCCAGGAGAUCCUCGCCGAAGCCGAGGGUGCGGCGGCGACCAAGCUCGAGCACCAGCGCGCGUUCUUGCUAAAAAUGCAGCGUCUCGAUGUGACAAGCGCAAUGGCUGCCAACAAGGACGUUGUGAUUGCUGGCGACGGCAACAAGAACCUGCUUGCCGACGUCUUUGUCGCGCACCAAAAGACCAAUCUGCUCCUCAACCUCCCAGGCAUCUCGGCGUAGCUGAAUGAUAACUCUUUUAUGUUCUUUGAUUGGUUGGAUCGAGAGUAUCGACUUGACAAUAUGAAGCGCCUUGAUCUGCA